CGCCACUCGGCUUUAGUUGCGCGUAGUAGAGGGAGAUUUCAUGUAUGAUAAACUUCAUACUAUGUCUGUGUGUCAUCAAUCUGUCCAUGUUACCCUAUCUGUCAACCCUAUCAUGUGCUGCGAAGACAAUGAUAUGGGAGCCUAUACCAGAUUGUGAGAUACUUCCCAGAAAGCCAACGAGAUGUCAGUCAAAAAACCAAGCAUCUCAGCCAACCAAAGCUUAUCUUCUUUUGCCGGUAUGUUCCUUCCCAAACACCGAGUGAUCCAGUUAGGAGAAAGUCCAAGACAAACCAGCCAAACUCCAACCGAGACAGAAGAAAUGCCAUAUCGAAAGAGAGAAACACUCAAAAUCCUAGGGUGUGACGGCGAUACCAUAA
Molecule: messenger RNA, 377 nt
Organism: Neurospora tetraspora
Lineage: Eukaryota; Fungi; Ascomycota; Sordariomycetes; Sordariales; Sordariaceae
Exons: 1
Coding region: 45-263 (72 amino acids)
Source: RefSeq, a predicted model, not a curated record